Messenger RNA from Bombina bombina (fire-bellied toad), 961 nucleotides. RefSeq names its product sperm acrosome associated 9 (gene SPACA9). Gene Ontology annotation, cellular component: ciliary base; acrosomal vesicle; sperm flagellum. NCBI's taxonomy places the organism in Eukaryota, Metazoa, Chordata, Amphibia, Anura, Bombinatoridae. Bases 68 to 757 code for a protein of 229 amino acids. The transcript has 4 exons. The record is from RefSeq and is a predicted model, not a curated record.
AUAUAGCCAACAGCCCCGGGGGGCAUGUAACAACUGCGCAUCUCACUGACCUGCCGCAGGAAGCACCAUGGAUGACGUAAAACAGAUUAUUAAGAACCUGGAGCAGCGUUACCGAAUAUUCCAGCAGCAGCAAGUCACAUUUAUCACAGCUCUGGAACGUACACGUGAGAAUGCCCACGACAGGAUAAAGCCUGUAUUUACCCUGGCACAGGUCCGCAGCUAUAUGGACAAUUACUGUAACAACAGCACAGAUCAGCGGAUCAUUUCCAUGUUCCUGGAGCUCUGUGGGGAUCUGACGGAUUUUUGUGUAAAGUUGGACGGGAUGCAGACAGAGACGGUAUCGGCUGGCGGAUUUUUAGAGACGGCUAUGAACCUUCUGAGCCCAACAAAUGAUUUGUCCUUGUUGAGAGCCAAAUACCCUCACGACGUUGUGAACCACCUGAGUUGCGUUGAAGCUAAGAACUACUAUGGUGGAAUUGUGAGUGUGCUCCCACUUGCCUUGGACAACAUUCAAGAGGCUGUGCACAAGAUGGAGAAACCACAACCACAUAUGCAUUACCUGGGCAGCGGUAGUAUUCCUGAGGCCGGCCAGUCGGGAGGUGGUAAGGCAGGACACUGCAGCACUACAGGGUCUCAGACCGUCCUCAGUCAGAACAGUUCCUCCCUCCAGCUCAAAAACAGAGAGGCGAAGAAGAAAGAUUCAAUAGAGUCCUCAAGGCCAGCCUGGAGACCUACAGGUCGAAUGUACACCUCCUAAAGUAGCGUAGUGUUACUAAUCUCCUCCUGUCUGCUAUAUAUACACAACCUCUAAUCUGUGACAUAAUCUGUGUUACCUUCACCUUACAUUCGCUUUUGAUCAUGAUGCGUGUGAAAUAAUACCUGUGUAAUCGGUGCUGUAUCUCUUUAGGUUUUCCUUGCUAGUAAACUGUACAUGGCUGCAAAAUGAAACAGUGAAUAACAA